GCUCGCAACCCUUUCAGCAUCCGAGUUGCUCACGAGCGCGGCUAUACAGCCUCAAUCCGACGGUCUUCUACCUCGGUCGCUCGAUUCGACAAACUAUGGACAUGCCUUCACCUACCCAUGCUUGCUCAUCGUCUGGACGGUCAACCUAUUGUUCCAAUUUGGUCGCAUCCACACAUAGCCACAAAUCGUGGCCACAUGCCUUCUUUUUUUUGUUCGAUGACUCUAUCGGCGACAUCUCUGGCGCCCGGUCACUCGACAUCGGACUCAUCGUCGUCAACAUUGUACUCAUGCUCGACACUGGUGUUCUUCGCGGCUGUUGA
Molecule: messenger RNA, 320 nt
Organism: Mycena indigotica
Lineage: Eukaryota; Fungi; Basidiomycota; Agaricomycetes; Agaricales; Mycenaceae
Exons: 5
Coding region: 96-320 (74 amino acids)
Source: RefSeq, a predicted model, not a curated record